AAGGUGGUGAGUUGAACGAUGUCAAACUGGAUCUUUCCUUUGUUGGAUCCGUUAUGUGUUUGGGCGCCAUGUUUGUCUGCAUUCCGAUCGGAGUAUUAGCUGACGCAAUCGGAAGAAAAUGGACCACUUUACUGACUGUAAUACCUUUCUCUAUCGGAUGGUUAGCAAUUACUUUCGCGCAAAAUACAGCAAUGGUCCUGGUGGGAAGAUUUCUGACCGGUAUGGCAGGCGGAUCGUUUUGUAUUGUGGCUCCACUUUAUACCAGCGAAACUGCUCAAACAGAAAUUAGAGGCACUUUAGGUGCUUUCUUCCAACUGUUCAUUACUAUCGGCAUUCUGUACGCGCAAGUCCUUGGCUUUAUAUUCGGCGUAAAACUGUUUUGUUUCGCGUGCCUGGCAGUACCUAUCGCUUUUGGUAUUUGCUACAUAUUUCAACCCGAAACACCAGUUUACCUGAUGAAAAAGAGGAAUAAGGAGGGAACAGAGUCAGCGUUCAAAAGGUUGAGAGGCAAGGACUACGACCCAUCCGGCGAAAUAAAUAGCAUACGGGCCGAACUCGACAGACAGGAAGCCCUCAAGGGUGAAUUUUGGCCACAGCUUAAAACCCCGCAAGGUAAAAAGUCGUCUCUCAUUUGCUUUAUGCUGAUGUUCUAUCAGCAGUUGAGCGGUAUCAACGCUGUGAUGUUCUAUUCUGGUGCCAUAUUCGUUGACGCAGGCUCUACCAUUAAUCCAGCCUAUUGUACUAUAAUCAUCGGCGUGGUGCAAGUGUUCGCAACAGUUUUUGCCACCUGGGGUGUUGAAAAACUGGGCAGAAAGAUACUUCUGAUGUUAUCCGAUGGUGCUAUGGCUUUCUCGACUUUCCUUAUGGGAAUCUAUUUUCUCCUUAAAGAAAAGAAGAUGGUGUCCGACGAAACAAUUACCGGCUUGGGCUGGCUACCUUUGCUAUCGCUCGUUAUAUUUAUUAUAGCCUUUUCUUUCGGUAUGGGUCCAAUCCCGUGGUUGGCGUCCGCUGAACUGUUUCCCCCAGCUAUCAUGGCAAGAAUGAGCUCUUGUGCCGGCAUGUUCAAUUGGUUUUUGGCAUUUCUGGUGACCAUCGGAUAUGCUCCUGUCAGUAAUAUGGCCGGAGCGUUUACCACAUUUUUCAUAUUCACUCUGGUAUCAGCUUCGGGGGUGUUGUUUGUGCUAUUUGUAAUGCCGGAGACCAAGGGCAAGACAUUCCAAGAAAUCCAAGACGAACUGGGACACUAAAAUUGUAAAUGAUGAAUUGUAAUUCACUUAAAGUGAAUAAAGAUUCCAAAAAAAGUUA
Sitophilus oryzae (rice weevil) is the source of this 1305-nucleotide messenger RNA. Its product is annotated as facilitated trehalose transporter Tret1-like. Bases 54 to 1247 code for a protein of 397 amino acids. Gene Ontology annotation, cellular component: membrane. The record is from RefSeq and is a predicted model, not a curated record. Gene Ontology annotation, biological process: carbohydrate transport; transmembrane transport. Gene Ontology annotation, molecular function: sugar transmembrane transporter activity. Lineage: Eukaryota; Metazoa; Arthropoda; Insecta; Coleoptera; Curculionidae. The transcript is spliced from 2 exons.